CGGACAAGUAUUUACGGAAAACAUGCAUGAGCAACUCAUGAAGGCCGUCGAAGGCUCAUGAACGCCUUUCUGCUGACAUUGCCCCACCUUUCGCUGCAUGCCCAAGGGUGAGCGGCACACACCCGAAAUACCAGCACCCGUCAGACUAAUCAACCACCCACUGUUCAUCCUCAGGCACUCCGGAAACGGAUCGGAGCCACGAUGCUACCGCCACUCCCGCUUGAGAUCUGGACCAAGAUCCUCAGUUGCGACGUAGACCCUCGCUACCUACCCCGCACAUGGCUCAAUUGCCGGCGUGUGUCUCGUGCCUUCAAGGCCGCCACGGAGAUGGCAUUCGUCGACGUCUACCUGCCUCGGAUGACCAUAUGCGUCGAGCUGUCGGAGAUGAUAGAGCUCGUUUAUGGCGGUCUGUCGGUCGACCGCCAGUUUGUGACCCUCAAACAGUCCCUAGACGAUCAGGAUGGCGCCCCAUCGCGGAUCUCGGAGAGCACAAAAAGGCAGUGGCGCGAACAGCUCAGCCGUACGUGGACAAAGGAGCAUUACCGCUACGUCGAUCUGAUUCAGAAGGGCUCACCGAGUAUCCUAUAUCACAUCUGGCUCGAGGGCUAUGUCGAGGACCCGGGUUUCCCGGACUUAAGUGUGGACAUUGAGAAGAGGACACUGGCGUUCCGGUGGAAGCCCAUGCUGAGCAACAUGUUCGGCGAGAUCGAGUACCGAAAAUGGUUCUUGCGCAAGGAUGUGGAGAGGGGCAACUCGCUUCGUUUCAGACGCGGCAAGCUGGGACAGCUGAGGAACUCGGACGCCGCGCGAGUGAUGGCGGUUGAGCUACACGUCCGGAGGAUACGGCUUCGCAACGGCGCUUGGGACCUGUCGUCUACCAACGAGAAACGACAAACAUGGCAGGUGAGUGCAUUGCAAGCAUUCCGCUCAGAUGACGAGAUGGGGCAGGGUGAAGAACAAGGUUGGGGGACGUUUUACGAUGAGGUCAGACCCAGAUUUCCGGCACAGGCGAUAUAUUGAAGAAUAUGGAAAGCAUUCGAUUCAAUAUAGGUAAUUAACAUGAUCGACAUCAAAGGUACUCAAAUUUUCAAUUUAUGGCAAUCCUGUUGCGUCAUGCACCCCUUCAUUUUCUACCGACGCUCACAAUUGGUUGAUCACUGCAAACGAGAUAUCUCGUUGGGGGUCGCACUAUUCAUAAGCUUCUCUCUAGUUCAAAUGGAUCCAUCAGCAGAUUUGCUUGGAUAGUCACUGAUCCUGGCUUUUUCGGAGUCCCACAGCGCUGCCAGAACCACUCUUUUACCCACCCAUGGGCGUCGAGAGUGCAU
Messenger RNA from Truncatella angustata, 1325 nucleotides. RefSeq lists its product as uncharacterized. NCBI's taxonomy places the organism in Eukaryota, Fungi, Ascomycota, Sordariomycetes, Amphisphaeriales, Sporocadaceae. The record is from RefSeq and is a predicted model, not a curated record. Bases 202 to 1020 code for a protein of 272 amino acids. The transcript has a single exon.